AUGCCAUCGGUGCAGGUGCAUGCAUGCGGCGACCUGUGGCGAACGGGCACGCGUUGGGUACGAGCGAUGGAGUGCCAUCCCGCUGCCGUCCCACGCAGCUGGUGCAGCAGCCUUCAGGCCGUCCGUCUGGGCGGCAAGCGGCAGACGGCAGACGGCACUUGGAUUGCCAUCAGCCUGUCUCGUGUCUCGUCACCGCAAGCCAGGCCUGAGCCGGCCAAGAUUCCCUCUGGCCAUUUCGGACGGGCAGAGCAAUGGCGCCGCCGCGCGCUCAGCCCAUAUCCCUUGCCCGGGCACACCGCCGUCGCAGGCCUGGACCGUGACGAGCGAGCACGACGAGCACCGGCACCUCGACGAACCAAGCAAACGGGCCAGCAAACAGACGCCGGCCGGGGCCGCCUUUCGUGUCGGGCACGAGCAGCAAGUCGUGGCCUCAAGGUCGGAAUGUGCUCGGAAGGAAAAAAUGAAAAAUAA
Drechmeria coniospora is the source of this 471-nucleotide messenger RNA. RefSeq lists its product as uncharacterized. NCBI's taxonomy places the organism in Eukaryota, Fungi, Ascomycota, Sordariomycetes, Hypocreales, Ophiocordycipitaceae. The transcript has a single exon. The coding region runs from base 1 to 471 and encodes 156 amino acids. The record is from RefSeq and is a predicted model, not a curated record.